AAGUGAUCUUCCACAGUUUCCUGACAGAUUCUCCAGCAGAUCUCACAGUCAUGGAGCUGUCUGAAGCUGAGUCGCGCAUGCGCGCAGAUGAGCUGUAGAUCUGACGCCGCUCACUUCCGCUCAACAUGGCGGCGCAGCGCAGGAGUCUGAUGCAAAGCCAUCAGAGCUGGACGGACGAUCUUCCUCUGUGUCAGCUGUGCGGCGUCGGUUCGGCCCCAAACUGCACGUACGGCCCUGACGGGAAAGGGACCCAGAGCCACCCGAACGAAGACGGACACUUCCGCUUCAGCACGGAGUGCUGCUUCCUCUACGGGGUGUUCAACGGGUACGACGGCAGCCGCGUGGCCAGUUUCGUGUCUCAGUGUCUGACGGCGGAGCUCUUGCUGGGUCAGCUGAGCGCCGGACACACGGACGCAGACGUGCGCAGAAUCCUGUCGCAGGCGUUUGAUGUUGUGGAGAAGAGCUACUUUGAGACCAUUGAUGAUGCUCUCGCUGAGAAGGCCAAUCUGCAAACACAGCUUCCUGAGGGCGUCUAUCUGUCAGCGCAGACGCAGAAGAUGGCGGAGCGGCUGAAGGCUUUAGAGCAGGAGGUUUCAGGUGGAGCCACUGCGAUAGUCGCUCUGAUUCUCAAUAAUAAGCUCUACAUCGCUAACGUCGGUACCAAUCGGGCUCUUCUCUGUAAGACCACUGCUGACGGUCAGAACCAGGUGAUCCAGAUUGGCCGAGCGCACACAACCGACAACGAGGAUGAGCUGACCAGACUCGCCCAGCUGGGUCUGGAUCCGGUGCGUCUGAGGCAGACCGGACUGAUCUCGGGUCAGAGCAGCACUCGACGGAUCGGAGACUACAAAGUCAAAUUCAACUACACAGACAUCGAUGUGCUCAGUGCAGCAAAGCAUAAGCCAAUCAUCUCCGAGCCUGAGAUCCACGGCGGCCAAUCGCUGGAGGGCGUGACAGGCUUCCUGUUACUGAUGUCCGAGGGGCUUAUUAAAGCCCUGGAGUCGGCACACGGACCCGAGCAGGUCAACCAGGAGAUCGUUGCCAUGGUAGCAGCGGAGUUGGCUCUGCAGUGCAAUCUAGAGGCUGCGGCGCAGUCGGUGGUGGAGCGCGUCAAACGUCUUCAUCAUGACGUGUACGUCAGCGGCAGACAGAGGGCGCCCCACUGCGCGAGACAUGAAGACAUGACGCUGCUGAUCAGAGUCAUUAACUACCCGCUGGCGGACGGAUCACUCACUCCCACACAAGGAGGACGGAUCUACCCGGUGUCUGUGCCGUACUCCAACCAUCAGAGCACCAGUAAGACCAGCGUCAUGCUGUCUCUCGUCAUGCCGGCUCAGGGAACACUGACCAACGGCUCCAACACUGCGUCCACACUGGAGGGAGACACACCCACUGCUGGUCAGAGUCCCACGGCGACGCUGCAGUCGACCAACACGCACACGCAGAGCUCCAGCUCCAGCUCCGGAGACGGCAGUCUGUUCCGGCAGAGAGGCAGCCAGGCGGCUCAGCCCGACGAGACCGGACGCGUGCCGCCCUACGUGGACUUCAGCCAGUUCUACCGGCUCUGGGGAAUGGACCACAGCGACGGCCAGGGUCUGUCCGGAGAGAUGGGACCGCAGUGACGUGUGCAGUACGUGAGCACUGGACUCGAGUCAGCAUGUUGCUCUUGGUCCAGUUAAAGGAUGAUUUUGGAUUAGUCGAAGAGCACGACUGACUGUAUCAAAGGGAACAAAGCAUCACAAAGUGUCACAGGAGACAUUGAUUGUGUUCAUUCGCAGUGACGUUUAUGUUGUUAUUAUUACUUGUCCUUGAGUUUUAUAACAGUUCACAUUUUUUCUUUUUCUGCUUCUGUGAAGUCUGACGUCUGUUUUCGGUGAGAUCAGCGAGUCUCCUGCAUGUGUGUGUGUGUGUUUUCUGUGUUCUUUGAGUUUUAGUACCUUCCUAUAAUAAACAGUAGAGGCUCUUAUUA
Megalobrama amblycephala (Wuchang bream) is the source of this 1969-nucleotide messenger RNA. RefSeq names its product TGF-beta activated kinase 1/MAP3K7 binding protein 1 (gene tab1). Gene Ontology annotation, cellular component: cytosol. The record is from RefSeq and is a predicted model, not a curated record. Lineage: Eukaryota; Metazoa; Chordata; Actinopteri; Cypriniformes; Xenocyprididae. Gene Ontology annotation, molecular function: protein serine/threonine phosphatase activity. The coding region runs from base 126 to 1622 and encodes 498 amino acids. Gene Ontology annotation, biological process: protein dephosphorylation. The transcript has 11 exons.